CUUGCUUUCAAGGCAUACUGCAAAUCAAGUUCGCAGCUCCCAAUCAGCUAGUCAGCAGCAGCAUUUAGUGAAAAGGAAGCAAGAUCGACGAAUAGUCACUCGAUCAUGGUGGUGCCGUCGGUGUUCGCGGCCUUCGACGAGGACGGCGACGGCAAGGUAUCCGUGUCCGAGCUCCGGCGCUGCAUGGAGGCGACGCUGGGCGCGGACGUGUCCGACGAGGAGGCGGCGGUGAUCCUCGCGUCGGUGGACGCCGACGGCGACGGGCUGCUAAACCAAGAAGAGUUCUCAAGGCUGGCCGCCGGCGCCCAUGAAGAGGACGAUGCCGACGUGAAGCUAAGGUGCCUGAGGGAGGCGUUCGGGAUGUACGCGUCGUCUUCCGCGGAAGACACGGCGACGAUGAUUACGCCGGCGAGCUUGAGGCGGACGCUGAGCAGGCUAGGGUCGCACGAGCUGGGCGUGGAGGAGUGCCGGGCAAUGAUCUGCAGAUUUGACCUCGACGGCGACGGCAAGCUCUCGUUCGAUGAGUUCCGGGUCAUGAUGAUGGCCUGACCAUCGAUCUCUCUUCUUGGCAUUCUUCUGGAUACAUGUAGUGUUGACAUAAUUCAUUGAUCGAUCACAUAUGCAUGUCGGUCGUAUGCAAUCAUUUGAUGCAGAUGUUAGAGGUCUAACCUCCUUUUUUUCCAACAAAAUCACAUAUGUAUAUAGAGUCAUGUGUUCAUUCAUUCAUUGAAAGAUGAUCCCUUUCACUCCUACUACCGUGACGGGGUCGUGAUGUGGAUGGCCGGUGGUGUCUCGGGUCAUGGAUGCCGAGGCGGCAGUCUCAGAUGGUGGGCCUCAUGGUUGGCUUCCCGUCAGGCUCCGUGGUAACGGUGGUGACCCUACUUCUUGGUCAUAUGAGCGGCAAGGGGUAGAGUAGUGGGAGGCUCUGGGAGUGCCCGGAUCUGGCAAGGAUGGCUGGUCAUCAUGGAGAGUUGGAGACGGUGAUCCGGACCCCUUCUGGUGGUGCUCGCGAGUGUUCGAGCGAAAGAUUCGCGCUAUAUGAUGCCGCCGGCAGCGGUGUUUGUGGGUGUCACGUGCUUUUUGGAGCCAUCGUCAUGGGUUUCGUUAUGUCAGGGCUCCGGGUGAAAACCUAUGUCUUCUUGGACUCGACAACGGCGACGCUUUGCGCCAUCACCUUCUUGGGGACAUUGUCGUGGAGUUCAGGAGUCUUCGGUCGGGUCUUGACGAGUUGUUCGUUUGUUCUAGAUUAUUGUUGUAUCUUUCGAUCUGCUUUAUAAGAAGGUAUCCUUAUCGCUGUAUCGUUCGA
Messenger RNA from Hordeum vulgare subsp. vulgare (domesticated barley), 1306 nucleotides. Its product is annotated as probable calcium-binding protein CML25/26. Gene Ontology annotation, molecular function: calcium ion binding. The record is from RefSeq and is a predicted model, not a curated record. The coding region runs from base 106 to 549 and encodes 147 amino acids. Lineage: Eukaryota; Viridiplantae; Streptophyta; Magnoliopsida; Poales; Poaceae. The transcript has a single exon.